Molecule: messenger RNA, 1365 nt
Organism: Rodentolepis nana
Lineage: Eukaryota; Metazoa; Platyhelminthes; Cestoda; Cyclophyllidea; Hymenolepididae
Source: the annotation of a GenBank genome assembly
AUGUGCACUAUUGAAAAACUGGAAGGUUCUCAACGAAGGUCGUCCCUAUGGACCCCCUCCUACCGUUUGAGGAUCCCAGACACCCAAUUAAAUGGAAAUCAACGAUGGCGAGGAGCGUCUAAAUUCAUUUGGGUUCGAAGUCUUCUCUCAAUUUCCUCUGAAAUUAACAUUCGCUGCCUUCAUCAGCCUAUUGGGGAUUUCCAACUCAGUGGCAUUCAAAUUUACCUACAUCAAUCAAAGCCAACCCCUGAAAAUUCUAGUCAAAGCAAGGGGAGGCAAUUGGUUGGUUCUUCCUCCUCCUCCUCUGUCUCCUCCUCUUCCUCCUCCUUAUCACUGGGAUCCACAAACACCAUCAUAACUCAGGUUAAACGGCCAAUAAGAGUGCUCAAAUUACAACCACAACGACCUUCUUUACCACCACAACCAGUGCAGCCGACACCGACUCUGCAGCCAAUCAGCGUGACCUCGAAUCUUCCAAACACCACUUCUGGACCUUUCCUGGCGCCUGCCAGAGAUGCUCAAAUUAUUUAUGAUACUACAACUUGUUUGACACCACAGGCAAUAGUGACAACACCGUGGGUAAUCUAUACAAGAGGUAUCAGUGCACCACAGGCAGAGCUGGUGAAACCACUGACUCGGAUGCAGCCUGUAGCACAAGCAGUUUCAAAACAGCCUUUCCAACCUGCCUCCACCCUUCCACCGAUUCUCACUCCGCAGUCAGCACCACCGAAAUUACCUAACGCUACUGCAGUCCCACAGAAUUCGUCUUUCAGUUUCCUGCUUCCAUGCGAGUGCAAUGAGGCUCUAACGUCCCAACACUUCAAUAACAAUAACACCAAGAUACCCAUUCUCGGUCCCCCACAUUCUCUUGUUGAACCGGUUCAAAAUGAUAAAAGACCCCCUGUAGCUUCUUCUCCGGCUCUCAACCUACCGGAUAUGCUUCAAGAAUUGGAUCCAGAAACACUUGCGAUGUUGGAAAACGAGGAUGCAAAGUCAGAUUCUCUGCUAACUUCCCUUAGCUUUGAUGAUAUCCUAUCCUCAAUCAGUAUAACACCAAGCAGUGGUGAUGAACUCAACCAAGAGAAGGCUUCUCGUCCGAGCGGGUCUUUUUGUUCAAGUGAAUACUCUCCACCAUCUUUACCAGAAAGCUUUGUUUCUUCCGCCUCUUGCGGUGGAAAUGAUCAGAGCCACCAGACCCAAUCGCAGCAGAAACAACAAUCUCAUCAGCAAAAUAUCUCACUUCUUAAUGAUGUUGAAAUCGACACUGAUCUACCGUCUGAUAGUGAUGAGUUUUGGGAUGCUUUUGUAACAAACGUAAUGAAUCUCCCAUUGGAUUCAACAAACCUCCCAAUGGACGUUUGCUAG